AUGCUGCCGCUGCCGCUGCAUGAAUAUGUUGUUGUUGUUGCUGUUGAUGCUGCUGUUGCUGCUGCUGUUGCUGCUGCUGUUGAUGCUGCUGUUGCUGCUGCUGUUGCUGCUGCUGUUGCUGCUGCUGUUGAUGCUGCUGUUGCUGCUGCUGUUGAUGCUGCUGUUGCUGUUGAUGUUGUUGAUGCUGCUGAUGAUUAUGAUGAUGAUGAUGGUGCAUGGGACCGCCACUCACGACAGAACCUGACGCGUGGCUCGGUGAUGGUAUUCCAGGCAGCCCGCUGCCACCACUACCACUGCCUAUAG
Molecule: messenger RNA, 303 nt
Organism: Magnusiomyces paraingens
Lineage: Eukaryota; Fungi; Ascomycota; Dipodascomycetes; Dipodascales; Dipodascaceae
Exons: 1
Coding region: 1-303 (100 amino acids)
Source: RefSeq, a predicted model, not a curated record